AUGUUUUUUCUCAGAAGAAGUAUUGUCAGCAGAAAUAUAUACCAUUUUUUCAACUCAGCAUUGACGGUUCCCGCAUCGCUCACAGUAGGGCACAGGUCGCUUUACGUGGGUGAACGGGCCUCGCUUAGCAAAACAUUCAGUGCCAGAGAUGUCGCACUUUUUGCCGAGCUGACGGGGGACACGAAUCCACUCCACCUCGACCCUGAAUACACCAAAACAACCUCUUUUGAGAACCCCAUUGUUCACGGAGUGCUGAUUAACGGUCUGAUCUCAGCAGUUCUGGGGACGAAGUUGCCCGGCAAAGGCUGCGUGUUUCUCUACCAGGAAAUACGCUUUCCGGCGCCCCUCUACAUCGGAGAGGAGGUUGUGGCGGAAGCAGAGGUCAAAAAGAUCAAAAUGUCCUUUGCUUUUAUUUCUGUUUCCUGCGCUGCCAAAGACAAAGUGGUCAUGGAGGGAGAGGUCAUGGUCAUGAUGCCGCAAGACGCACAACAGUCAUGAGAAACUUUAGUUUUUUAUGUGCUGCCAGGAAUUAAAUCUUCUUUUUUGCUUUUGAAAUGUAACGCUCACUCAGAGAUUUAAUAUUUCUUGUUUUUCGCUCUCUGAGAUGUUGGUUUAAUAAACAAUAAUGUGAGAAAAUAAA
Messenger RNA from Cyprinus carpio (common carp), 640 nucleotides. Its product is annotated as hydroxyacyl-thioester dehydratase type 2, mitochondrial-like. The record is from RefSeq and is a predicted model, not a curated record. Lineage: Eukaryota; Metazoa; Chordata; Actinopteri; Cypriniformes; Cyprinidae.